AUCACUAUGCCAUCGCCUCUUGCGGCGCAAGGCCAAACCUUUGAUAUCACUCUAAUUCCCAUUAUACCCCGCCAGAUCAAUCGAUACCGGAGGAAUGUGCGAGUUAAAACUGAAUUCAAGGCGUUCUUGGUUCAAAAAGGUCCUCUGGACUGUUCAGAGUAAGCAUGAUGGGGCUUUGAUCUUCUAUCACCCAUAUAAAAGAGUAUUCACUGAUGCCAAUGCUCGAGAUCCUGAGACUGCUGCCAAAUUAGCCACAGCUGUUGAAAAGGCGUACAAAGGAGCGUGCAAUGCAGACAUCUUUCUGCAUCCAUCCGUCGAGCUCGCGUUGGAGUUCAUGAUGCAGGCUGGCAAAGAAAUAUGGGGCUAUUACUUUGUUGACCACAAACGACGUGUCAUUUUCUGGUUCGAAGACUACAAAUCAUAUCCCCUCAUGGACGGCGUUCGAGGUGUAGAGCGGAAGAGCCACAUCAAGUAUGCACUGGAAACACAGUAUUGGACACACAUUGAACUAUUCCCAAACAAACGUUCUCUUCCGGAAGAUGUUGCCAUGGAACUCAAAGAACUUGUCAUGUAUACUCAGGCAGACGGUAUCACUUCUGCAACAUCCCUAACACGCUUUACUUCGGAUAAGAUUGCAAGUAUGCUCAGCCUUAUAGAUCUUCUUAAGGACAGUACUAACAAGGAGUGUGAGCACUCUGUAUGGAUCGCCGCUCGAUUCAUGAAAGAUCUCUGCAGCACAAAGUUCAUGAAUUUCUGUGGACAGCCAAGCGCCAGACUUGACGUAGACCAAUCGUUAUACGGAGAAUCUGACGCCUCCAAAAACAUGCUUUUUCGUGCGAUAAAUGUUAUUUUAUUUGGAUCCCCUGAUGCACAGAGCAGGGCCUUCCACAAGAUAUUAGUCGAUCAAAACAUCGUUGAUGUGCGGUGGAAGCAGUACAUAGACAAGCUGAAUAGCGACUGGAAUGGAUAUACGAUAUUCUCUACUGUGAUGCUUGCUGUUGAUAUCAGCUUUCUCGCAGUCCCAUCUAUCGAGACUCAAACGCCUGCGACCCUCCUAUCUUACAUGUCUACUCUCUGCGUCAUGGGCUCGUUAAUAGUUACACUAUUAUUGGUUGGACAUGUUAAUAAGAGUCUACGAGGCUCCCUUACGGAUGUGGUUUCUUUCUUAAUAGGAAUGACGGGUUCUGUGCUUGGCUUGGAAAGCUUUCCCUUUAUGCUCAGUCUACCGUUCGGCCUUCUGAUAUGGGGAAUAGUAUUCUUUGCUGCAGCAUUGUCUGUUGUGAUUUUCCGCACUUCUGACAUUGCCAUCAUCUCGAUCGCAUAUCCGACAUGGGUCGCCAUAGUCAUUCUAGUCAUGUGGUCUGUACUGGCUGCAAAUCGUAUUCACGUUGGGUCCCUCCUGCGGCGCUGGCUUCGCAUCCGGUACAGGAACACGAGCCAAUUCAUUGCUUACCUGUGGAACAGGAUCAUAGAACAAGUACCAGUGACUACCCCCUCUCAUGUCUAAUUUGUAUGGCCUGUCAUCGCACAGGAGUCUCUGUAGCGCGUGCAGCUUUAUAGCAUUUUGGUCGAUUUAUGCCAUACCUUUUCCUCUCGAACAUCUAUACACAGGAUGUAAUGUAAAUAUCAGCUCCGGGUUUAUUGCUCCGUCUCUUCUGCCGGUCUCGUGGCAG
This is a messenger RNA of Suillus plorans, 1673 nucleotides long. RefSeq lists its product as uncharacterized. The record is from RefSeq and is a predicted model, not a curated record. Bases 95 to 1507 code for a protein of 470 amino acids. The transcript has 13 exons. Lineage: Eukaryota; Fungi; Basidiomycota; Agaricomycetes; Boletales; Suillaceae.